CUUUUCUGCCCCCAAACCGUCCCGGGGGCACCCAAGUGUCCCGCUGGGCCGCAAAAUCGUGACAAGGCAGGUUCCAGGGCGACCCCUCCCUGGGCGAGCGCUGCUAAGGUGACGAUGCCCCCGCGUCAGUCCCCGCCCCGACGGCUGGGCUAUUUAAACAGCAGGAGCGCACGCGGGGCGAAGACCAGCAAAGAGGCUUGGAGGAGAGGAGCCACCUAGUGGUCAGAGGAGGCGAGACAAGGGCGUCGCGUCCGCCCGUCGAAGUCCGCUCGCUGCCCAGAAAGAGAGCCAUGGCGGCGGCAGGAUUCGCCAGCAGGAUCCUGCAAGUGGGGAGCUUGGCUUAUCUGCUCCUUUUCGCCACCUUUUCUGUCUCGCCCUCGCUCGGCGGACCCAUCCGGCUCCGGGAAAACCUCUGGGCUACAGGGCAUUUCAUGGGGAAGAAGAGUAUGCUGAGCUCUCCUCAUGUCCAGUCUGCAUUCUCAGAAAGUGCAGAGACCAACAGCACCCCCAGGGCUUUCAGAGAGGGGAUGAAAGACCUCAUGGUGAGCGAACUUCUUAAAAUACUCCUGCAAGAGAAGCUGUUGGAGGAGAACCGAGGGAAGCGUGAUCCCAAUGACCAGGAAAUACCUUUCUUCACAAAGUACCUGGCAAAAUACAUUUAAAUGGAUGAACUGAGGAAAACACCACAGACUUGGGGGACAGGGAGCUCCUGAAGGGCUGUUCCCAAUGAAAGCAUCAAGAAUUGUAGUGUAAAAUAUCAAAUUUAUAACUGUAAUCCUAAUACUGACCCCCCUUCCUCUGAAGAACCAAGUAUUGACUGUAUAGAAAAUUCCUGGCAUUUCCUUGUGCUGCAGCGGCUGGUGGAGGAGGCAUGGUGAAUAAAUGUCUCUCUUUGCA
Molecule: messenger RNA, 897 nt
Organism: Podarcis raffonei (Aeolian wall lizard)
Lineage: Eukaryota; Metazoa; Chordata; Lepidosauria; Squamata; Lacertidae
Product: neuromedin-B-like
Exons: 3
Coding region: 291-662 (123 amino acids)
Biological process (GO): positive regulation of hormone secretion; neuropeptide signaling pathway
Cellular component (GO): neuron projection
Molecular function (GO): neuropeptide hormone activity; neuromedin B receptor binding
Source: RefSeq, a predicted model, not a curated record